CCCCCCUGGCCUACGAUGGAGCCAGAGGCCGCACAGGACAGCGACGCGCCCGUCGCGCGCUGCCCGCCCGCGCCCAUCGAAUCGACGGCGCCGCUGUAGUUGCCCUUACGCUGGCCGCUCGGCCAGCUCCCGCUGGAAUGUCAAGUAAUUCCAGCGGGCCUCCAAGACUACGCGCAAGCGUUACAAGGUGAUGAUGUUCGGGUGUGCAUCGGGUUCUAUACGCUCGACCAGUUCCCGCCGGGACGUCAAAUAGUUCCGGCGCCCUUUGAAUUUGAAGGCGACGUCAAAGCCUUACAGUUAAUUAUUGAUGGGUACAAAGAUGCCUAAAAUCCUGACUCCGAAGACGGACUGUGCGCGAUCGAAAGUAUCGGCGCGAUCGAAAGUAUCGCAAAGAAGUUUAUAUUUCACGCGCGAAAUUCCAGUCGAUUCCUGUCGCAAAUAAAUGAUAGGGAUUUCGUCGAAUUUUCGGAGCUUCUCUGGUAGUGGGAAAUAUUGGAGCCGAGCUCUGCGGACAAGCUCAUUCGAAGUGUUUUUUGGGGCCCUCCGCGCGUCAGCAAAUUGGCGUCUGCGCCGCCGAACGAGUCGUUUUAUCAAGGCCUUGUAACACCUCUCAUAUAGCAAGGCGCCCUUCUCGAAGCCGUUGGCUGGGAUAUUGGCCCACCGCUACAUGAGACUAGAAUUACCCGCUCAAUGCCUUGCAGCAACUUCGGCACGGCUCAGACAGCAUGGACUCACGAUACUGAUCUUGGAUUGUUGAGCAGAAGGUCGUGGUCCUUCGCGAACUACACUGGUGGCUCCGAGGCUCGUGGAGACGCAUGGGCAGGGCCCUCGCGGUUGGUCGCCGCGCGCCCAUGCGAUUCGCUCCCGUUCAAAUACGAGCUCCUCGGCGUGCCUUGGACGGCAAACGACGUUUCAUCUGUUAGCUCUGGAUUAGUCAGCUUCGAGGCUCGUGGAGACGCAUGGGCAGGGCCCUCGCGGUUGGUCGCCGCGCGCCCAUGC
Messenger RNA from Pelagomonas calceolata, 999 nucleotides. NCBI's taxonomy places the organism in Eukaryota, Pelagophyceae, Pelagomonadales, Pelagomonadaceae. The record is from the annotation of a GenBank genome assembly.